Drosophila rhopaloa is the source of this 2959-nucleotide messenger RNA. It is a transcript of the gene pasha, whose product is annotated as microprocessor complex subunit DGCR8. Bases 634 to 2562 code for a protein of 642 amino acids. Gene Ontology annotation, cellular component: microprocessor complex. The transcript has 5 exons. The record is from RefSeq and is a predicted model, not a curated record. Gene Ontology annotation, molecular function: heme binding; primary miRNA binding; identical protein binding. Gene Ontology annotation, biological process: primary miRNA processing. Lineage: Eukaryota; Metazoa; Arthropoda; Insecta; Diptera; Drosophilidae.
UAACUUUUUAAAGUAAAAUAAAUAUUUUUCACCGCUUCCAACCUGGUCACACUGUUUUACAGUAAAUAAAUUAGAUGCGUCCUUAUUCGCAACAUUCCUUGCGAAAAGAAACGUACAAGAAGUGUUUAAAGCGGCUUAAAUAUACAUUAUAUGAUUUACCGCACUCCUUCGGAAGAAAAUAAUACCCGAAAAUACAUUGAAAUCCAACCUGAAAAAGUGCUUAUCUGUAGCCCCUGUUCUGGCAAAGCUGCAUGUGGUGCUUGUUCUGUUUGUUUGGUAUUGCUAAAAUAACUCGUUAUUUAAGAACUUGAAGUUAUAGUAUAAUUGCGCAGCUUUUGCUUUGGCAUUUUGUCCAACAGACCAGGCAGAAUCCAUCGCGAAAGACGCAGCAAGUAGCAACGUUUGUAAAUCGAGAAAGUGCUUGGGGACGCGGUCGCAGUCGCAGACUUUUCCGGCGGGGGCUUCUGGCUUAACCAAUGUGGCACUUCCAAUGAGAAAUCAAUUGCAAGGCGUUGGAUGCUCUCAGUAUUGGUUAUUGGCGAGAUAGGCCCCUAGGCAGCAAUAUUAGGCACUGGUACCCAUAGUUCCGAUCAGUCCGAAUUAAACCCCUUCCGAUUUAGACUUAACCACACAAUGGCGGAGAAGGUGAAGGCCGAUUGUCCCGUUUCUGGACAGGAUCGCAAGAGGCCCCGGCUGGAGGACGAGGAGCAGGAGCUGAAGGUGGCCGGCUUUUCUCUAAGCGCCAUCGAGGAAAUGCGACAGACCCGGGACAACGAGCUCCAGAACGAACCAAUGGACCAGCAACUCCGUCAGUUCCAAGUCCUCGAUGAAGUCGGCUCUAAUAGCGAUGAGGAUGAGGAGUCAGACGACACCAGCGAGCAGCAGGGUGGGAGGUACGGCGAAGGAGGUGACGAAGAGGAGGAGGCGGCGGAUGGCGACGGUGACGAAUACGAUUCCUCGGAAUUUGAUGACGAGGAGAUCGAGAAUCUGCUGGAUGAGAAGCUGCCCGACGAGUUGCGCGAGUCCAAGCAGCCAAAGUACGAGCAGCGGUUUAAGACUGUGCUCGAAGAAAAGCGUCUGAACCACUUUGAAGUGCUGCCGGAGGGCUGGGUGCAGGUGACCCACAACAGUGGCAUGCCGCUCUUCCUGCACCGUAAAACCCGCGUGUGUUGUGCCUCCCGACCUUAUUUCCUGGGAACGGGAAGUGCCCGCAAGCAUGCCGUGCCCUUGGGAGCAAUUCCCUGCCUCAACUACAGGCGGGCCUUGGACGAGGAGUCGGAGGUGGAGCUGCAGAAACCAGAUGGGACUCCUCCAGCAACUGUGUGUCCCAUAACAGGUGCUACAGCUUCACUGGCAGAGCCCAUGGAUGUGGAGGGAAAAGAGAACAACGAAGGCAGUUGUGACCCCAAAUCCCAGCCAGAGAGCUUAACUGCUAUAAUGCCAGCUGCCAAAAUCGUCACGGUUAACGAAAAUACCCAAAAGGAGUCCAUAACACCGGAACAACUAAACACCUACUGUCAAAAACUGUUCAAAUUCAAGGUAAUCCGUGUGCUGCGCUUUAGGAGUUGGAAUGCCCGCCGCAAGUUCACCAAAAACCGCAAGCACAUCAAGAAUAUUCAACGCCCCACACUGCCUGAUGGCACUAAACUCAUUAAAUUUCCCAUUUUGGCUGCGGCCGGCGAAGGAUCAACCAAUUCGCGUGGUCGGAAGGAGUGGAUCAUGAACCCCAACGGCAAGAGCUUCGUCUGCAUUCUACACGAGUAUGUGCAGCAUGCUCUGAAAACGCAGCCUACCUAUGAGUUCAAGGAGCUACAGAAUGCAGCAACGCCUUACUCGGCCACCGUGUCGGUGAAUAAUCUUAAGUACGGAACGGGUUAUGGUACCAGCAAAAAGCAGGCCAAGUCGGAGGCGGCCCGGGAGACGCUGGAAAUACUCAUUCCCGAUGUCAAGGACAAGAUAACGGGCAACAACAAGGACCAAAAGAGUGGCACCGCUAAGAAAGCCCAGAGCGAUCUGUCUGUUUUCGAUGACAUCCGCAUUGAGGAUCCACGAGUCACCGAAUUUUGCAAUAAGACUACGGAACCUUCUCCCAACGCCAUUCUGCUGACUUGUUUACAGCGCAACUACGGCAGCGAUGUGCAGAUUAACCAGGAGAUCAAUCGCACUGCGAACAACAAGAACGAGUUUACCAUGACCGUGGGCAAGCACACUGCCAAAGUAGUUUGUAAAAACAAGAGGGAAGGCAAGCAAUUGGCUUCACAGGCUAUCCUCCAGAUCCUGCAUCCGCACAUCCAGACCUGGGGUUCUUUGCUCCGCCUCUAUGGCAACAAUUCGAUAAAGACCUUCAAAGAGAAGAAGCUAGAGGAACAGGAGAUAACAGUGCUGCAAAGCAAAGCGGCUGUGAACCAGCCCAACUAUGCCAUCCUAGACAAACUCAAAUCCGAGAUGCUUAAGCUGUGCGCUAAGCAGGAAAGUGUCCUUACCAUGGGCACCUUUGUGCCGCCUAGCGAUGUCGAUCUGCCCACUUCCUCAGGUUCUAAUCUAAACAACGUCGAACUCUGAUUGGGGCACAUAAAUUCUCUCUUACCAACUUCGAUUUUUUAGUAAAGCAUGACAAUGUUCCAGUCUCUUAGUUACCCAGAUUCAUUUUUUCAAAUGCUUAUGACAACAACGCCGCGUUCUCUAGAGGCCCAUGAACUGAUUUGAAUACAGCCUUCAUCAUCAAAGCAAUAGUAGAGAGCCAAUCUGAACUGGCCAAUAAUGAACAAUUACUCAUCAAGUGGCUUUAACAAGCGGCCAAAAAUUAAGAACAAUUACUUAUCAAGUGGCUUCACGUUGAGGUAAAUUCAUAAUAAAAUUUGCCAAAUAUUAAUUAUUCAUGUUUGCAAUAGUUAAGAUGAGGGUUAAAAUUUCAUAUUAUACAGAUAUAAGCUUAAAUAAAAUAUAUUUAAAAAAUCUA